This is a messenger RNA of Galendromus occidentalis (western predatory mite), 2065 nucleotides long. RefSeq names its product eukaryotic release factor 1 (gene eRF1). Gene Ontology annotation, molecular function: translation release factor activity. The record is from RefSeq and is a predicted model, not a curated record. NCBI's taxonomy places the organism in Eukaryota, Metazoa, Arthropoda, Arachnida, Mesostigmata, Phytoseiidae. The transcript has 4 exons. Gene Ontology annotation, biological process: translational termination. Bases 270 to 1577 code for a protein of 435 amino acids.
ACACACCGCCCGUGUUCUACUGCGGCACAUGCAGUUGGGUUGAGAAAAACUGAUCAACAGUAGUCCCCUUGGACGGAUCGAGUUGCAGAGCGGCCGAUCGUCGAAUCGUGCGUUACUGUACAGCAUUACUCCCGAAGAGUGACAACUUGUCAGUUUUUAAGUUUGGUCGACGAAGAAUACUUGUCAACUUUCGUUGGAAUUGGUGCGAGAAAUCCGAGAGAUCGGUGCCACGUUUCGAGCGAGGCGACGUAAAAGCAUUCGUAGCUAGAAUGGAGGAGACCAACGCAGAUCGCAAUGUGGAGAUCUGGAAGAUCAAGAAGCUUAUCAAAAGUCUAGAAGCAGCUCGAGGGAAUGGCACCAGCAUGAUAUCCCUCAUCAUCCCACCUAAAGAUCAGAUAUCGCGGAUUUCCAAGAUGUUGGCGGACGAAUUCGGGACAGCUUCGAACAUCAAGUCUCGAGUCAACAGGCUCUCUGUACUUGGAGCUAUAACUUCAGUACAGCAUCGUCUAAAACUUUACACUAAAGUACCCCCGAACGGCUUAGUUAUCUAUUGUGGCACAAUCGUCACCGAGGAAGGCAAGGAGAAGAAGGUCAACAUCGAUUUCGAGCCGUUCAAACCGAUCAAUACUUCUCUCUAUCUUUGCGACAACAAAUUCCACACCGAAGCGCUUUCGGCUCUUCUCGCGGACGACAAUAAAUUUGGAUUCAUCGUCAUGGAUGGAAACGGAGCCCUUUUCGGUACGUUACAAGGGAACACACGGGACGUGCUCCAUAAAUUCACUGUGGACCUUCCCAAGAAGCACGGCCGAGGAGGUCAGUCAGCUCUUCGUUUCGCUCGUCUGCGAAUGGAAAAACGACACAAUUACGUCCGGAAAGUUGCCGAAGUCGCCACUCAAUUAUUCGUCUCAAACGACAAGCCCAACGUCGCCGGACUCAUCUUGGCGGGAAGCGCUGAUUUCAAAACAGAAUUGUCGCAGUCCGAUAUGUUCGAUCCGAGAUUACAGACGAAAGUCCUGAAAUUGGUCGACGUGUCGUACGGCGGAGAGAACGGCUUCAAUCAGGCUAUUGAGCUCUCGGCCGAGGUCUUGUCGAACGUGAAAUUCAUCCAGGAGAAAAAAUUGAUCGGAAGAUACUUCGAUGAAAUUUCGCAAGACACCGGUAAAUAUUGCUUCGGAGUCGAAGACACGCUGAAGGGUCUCGAGAUGGGCGCGGUAGAGAUUCUAAUCUGCUGGGAGAAUCUGGACACGAUGCGCUACGUCCUGAAGAAGAGCACGUCGGAAGAGCAGGUUGUGCUUCAUUUGACGCCCGAGCAAGAGAAGGACAAGUCUAACUUCGUGGACAAGGACACAGGCACCGAUAUGGAAAUGGUAGAGAAUUGUCCGCUCCUCGAGUGGUUAGCCAAUAAUUAUAAGAACUUUGGCGCUACCCUCGAAAUAAUCACGGACAGGAGUCAAGAGGGUUCUCAAUACGUUAAGGGUUUUGGAGGCAUUGGAGGUAUACUCCGAUACAGAGUUGACUUCCAAAGUCUCGAUGCCAAUAACUUGGAUAAUGAGGAUUACGAUCUUGAUGACUUCUAAACAACGUUAUCUCCGUUCGGGAUCACGAUACGCGCACACUAGACUUCCUCUGAACCUCGUUUGCGUACUUGAACGAUUCGUUGGUUUUGAGUCGACAACGAUGUGCAUGAAGAUCGUGUCCCCUAUCAUGAGGACGGAACUUCCAUUAAUUUACGUCCUUGUCGUUUCCUGGGCGGACACAGAGGAACAAACCUGAUUUUCGGUGGUUAAAACAAACGAAGGGAUUGGAUACGAGUCAAAUGCAGCUGCAUCACUUCGGUGGUGGCUGCUCGUUAGUUCAUGUGCAACAUUUCAAUCAAUCGGUCGGUCGGUGGUCUGUUGUUCUGAAUGUUCGUUGGUUGUUCAUCUCGAGGGAGACUUGCCGUUCUCGGAGGAAAAACACGGGCAGAAGCGGGAACUUGGGAAACGAGCGCUCGGAUGCUAUACCAUGAGUGAGGAAAGCUCCGAAACGGAUAGGAUAUAGUGUUUGAUAAAUGAGCGAUAUUUGU